CUUUCUUUUGAACCCAUCCUGUGUGCCUAGCUAGAUCCUUCCCGCUCCCAGUAGUCGAUCGUUUCCCACAGAUUCCUCGGCUCCACGCCACAGGGUCCCUGUUCUUCGACUCGCAAUGACCAAGCACCAGAGAGAUGAACUGGCCAACCAGCAUGCCGUGUCCCUCGCCCUCUCGCUCUGCCUCGGUGCCGUCGCUGACCGCAGCAAGAAGAUGCGCCGCACCGCCGCCGCCGCCGGUGGGGAUCAGUUCGUGUGCAAGACGUGCGGCCGCUCGUUCCCGUCGUUCCAGGCGCUGGGCGGCCACCGGACUAGCCACCUGCGCGGCCGCCACGGGCUCGCGCUCGCCCUCACCACCGGCGAUCAGUACUACUCCGUCAAGCCCAAGAACACUAAGGAUCAGAAGCAGGCGCACCAGUGCCACAUCUGCGGCCAAGGGUUUGAGACGGGGCAGGCGCUCGGCGGCCACAUGCGCCGGCACCGCGAGGAGGGGACGCAGGCGCCGCCGGUUCUGCUCGAGCUGUUUGUCUAGACUGAUCUCAGUAGUUCUAGACUUUAGUGCAGAUGCAGAGUUUCCGGCAUGCUUAUGCGUGCACACUCGUAGUAGUUAGGUGUUAACCAUU
Messenger RNA from Triticum dicoccoides, 620 nucleotides. Its product is annotated as zinc finger protein ZAT11-like. The record is from RefSeq and is a predicted model, not a curated record. Lineage: Eukaryota; Viridiplantae; Streptophyta; Magnoliopsida; Poales; Poaceae. The transcript has a single exon. The coding region runs from base 116 to 529 and encodes 137 amino acids.